This is a messenger RNA of Drosophila takahashii, 776 nucleotides long. RefSeq lists its product as uncharacterized. The record is from RefSeq and is a predicted model, not a curated record. NCBI's taxonomy places the organism in Eukaryota, Metazoa, Arthropoda, Insecta, Diptera, Drosophilidae.
UAUCACUAGAUUGAAAGUAUUUCAAGUUUCAAAGUAUCCAAGAUGCAGUUAUUCACACGAGUUAUCCUGUUGGCCGUGACCCUCUUCAGCGUCAGUGCCGUGCCGCGUUUGGGCGAUGACUUCGGUCUGGAGGAGGUCCUUUUCCGCAUGGUCGUGGGUGAGGCUGAGGGACGUGCCCUGACUCCUGCUGCCCAGACUUGUGCCACCAACUACCUGAACACCACCCAGAAGAUCGGCGACAAGUUGGCCAAUGCCACCAAUGCCUGCGAGGAGGCAGCCAAUCGCACCAAGGUGUCUUACGUCCAGAGCAGCAACACCACCGUUAGCCAGAUCCGCCUCCAGUUGUUGAACCUGGAGAAGAACCUCGAGCUGUGCCGCAAUGAGACCGACUCUGCCCUCUUCCUGAACUGCACUGUGUCCACUUUCGACAAGAACCUGCAGCUGCUGGACACCUCCAACUCUCAGGCCUACCAAACUCAGUCCCAGUUCACCACCAAUGCCACUCAGAUGGAGGCCCAGAAGACCAACUGUGUCAGCGCCGCCAUUAGCGAGACCAAGGUUGCCUCCAUCCAGGCGGCCAACGAGUACAGCACCUGCAUGGAGAAGAUCGCCACCCAGCGGGAGAUUCCUCAGCCGCAGAAGGAGCAGCAGCAGCAGCAGCAGGUGAGGCCCGUCCAGGUGCCCAAGGAGCAGGUUCCCCAGCACUUCGAGGAGCUGCCUUUGACCAACUAAGAGCAGAGAGUAUUAAUCAAUAAAAAAAACUGUUUAACAUCAGA